CGCUCGGUGUUUGCGUGACAGCUGAGCAUUCUCUGUCCCGGUGCUGAAGAGGGAAAAGUUCAACAUAUAAAGACGAGGGACGGGUGCAGAGCGCUGACAGACUGCCGGCGUCCUGAGGAAGGCUCCCCUGAAAACCCCAUCGCUCUGUCACUCUUCAUGUACUAAGACUCCUCGAUGGCUUCCAACGACAGCAUCCUCAGCUCGGCAUACCUUGCUGUUGAAUACAUUGAUUCUCUCCUGCCAGACAAUCCUCUACAACGACCAUUUAAACAUGCCUGGAUCUACAUGCUGGACAACUACACCAAGUUCCAAAUUGCCACAUGGGGAUCCCUCAUUGUCCAUGAAGCCAUCUACUUCAUGUUCUGCCUGCCUGGCUUUCUCUUUCAGUUCAUACCAUUCAUGCAGAGGUUUAAAAUCCAGCAGGACAGGCCGGAGACAUGGGAAGGCCAGUGGAGGUGCUUUAAAAUGCUCCUGUUCAAUCAUUUCUGCAUCCAGCUUCCUCUGAUCUGCGGCACAUACUACUUCACAGAGUUCUUCAACAUUCCAUAUGACUGGAAUAGCAUGCCUCGAUGGUAUUUAUUACUGGCGCAGUGUUUUGGUUGUGCCGUCAUUGAAGAUGCCUGGCAUUAUUUCCUCCACCGUGCGCUGCACCACAAACGCAUCUAUAAGUACAUCCACAAAGUACAUCAUGAGUUUCUGUCUCCAUUUGGGAUGCAGGCUGAGUAUGCACAUCCUCUGGAAACACUGAUAUUAGGAGCUGGAUUUUUUAUCGGAAUCAUGAUUUUCUGUAAUCACGUCAUUCUUCUGUGGGCCUGGGUUACAGUCAGACUUCUGGAAACAAUAGAUGUCCACAGUGGUUAUGACAUUCCUCUGAAUCCAUUACACCUGGUCCCAUUUUAUGCCGGCGCCCGUUUCCAUGACUUUCAUCACAUGAAUUUCAUUGGUAACUACGCAUCAACAUUCACAUGGUGGGACAAACUCUUCAAUACAGACUCUCAGUACAACAGUUACAGAACAAAAGUCAAGACACAAGAAGCAAAGAAGACCAAAUAAUUUAUUUUUUAAACGCUGCUUCAUUUUCUAGCAUUCAGACCAUGUAAUGCUCUUAAUAAAUCCUCACAGCUAUCACAGAUGGAAGAAGACACAGAUUUGUAUGCAGCUUGUCUGUGUGGAAACCAGCAACAAACCCAUUGGCAGCUGCCAGCAUUCAGACGUCACAUUGGCCUUAAAGUCAAACUGAGAACCCUAAGUGACCCAGAACUCUUUAGACACAGUCGAUAGCUACUUGCCAUGUGCAACUUUUCAAAAGGAUAUAGAGACUGCAAGAAUGGUUCUUUUCGUUGCCUUCACUUUGGUGAUGGCUUUGUUCAUAUAAAAGUGAAAUGCUUGAUUUUAUUUUUUUACAUAAUACAUGUUAUAAUUAUUUAACAUUUUUCCAUAGUCGGGAAUGGUGUCUUCUCCACUGUGGCAAUCACUUUGAUUCUCUAUUUUUGUUGAUGGUACAAGUUAUUCCAGGAAUUAGCACCUUACCCUGCUCAGUGCUGUUUUAGCUAUAGUAAUCAGGGCCUCCCUUAAACUGAAUUAUUUGGCUCAUUUAAUACUGCAACCAGUUGGCAAGUAUUUGUCACAAUUCUUAUUUCUGUAAACCCAGAAAAAUGUAAUUUAUAGUUGCUUUUUGCAUUUCCAUUACCUGUAAGCAUAGACGAGAGAUGUAUACAGUGGAACUGUAGUUUGGUGCUUCUGUUAUCUGCAUCUAUUGCAUGCCAUGAAUGGUUUUGUAAAGAUUGGUCAUCUAAUGUGGUGGUCGAGAUCUUAUAAGACCUGUCGACCACAGGAAAUGUCCUGCACUGCUGAAGUCAUCAUUAGGCUGUCUCAAUCCAAAAAGCAGAAGCAUACCCCCUUAUCAGAAAUGGCAGCACAGGGAUAGCUUAACAAUGGGCUGUUACAGUUCAGGUUUACAUGCACAAAGCUCAGAUUAGAAAAAUAUGUCAUUCAAGCUGCUUAUAUUAAUUUAGGAUGUGCUGCAUUUGGUGGAUGGUUUUUAUGCUGCACUUUGAAAUUGAGAUCUUUUCAUUUAAAAAUACAAUGUUGGUACAUAAAGAGACUUUUUAGUAUAUUUCAAAA
This is a messenger RNA of Rana temporaria (common frog), 2124 nucleotides long. RefSeq names its product methylsterol monooxygenase 1 (gene MSMO1). The coding region runs from base 175 to 1053 and encodes 292 amino acids. The record is from RefSeq and is a predicted model, not a curated record. Lineage: Eukaryota; Metazoa; Chordata; Amphibia; Anura; Ranidae. Gene Ontology annotation, biological process: sterol biosynthetic process. The transcript has 6 exons. Gene Ontology annotation, molecular function: iron ion binding; C-4 methylsterol oxidase activity.